Molecule: messenger RNA, 1602 nt
Organism: Penicillium argentinense
Lineage: Eukaryota; Fungi; Ascomycota; Eurotiomycetes; Eurotiales; Aspergillaceae
Product: lipase
Exons: 4
Coding region: 1-1602 (533 amino acids)
Source: RefSeq, a predicted model, not a curated record
AUGGCACCUCUGAACAACGUGGACGGACUUGUCAAUUUGCGGAACCUAGUUCAAGAGGUAAACGGAACUUCACCUGCUGAUAAAUCAGUACCAAUUGUCUUCGUGCCUGGAUUCUUUGGUUGGGGUGCACCGUUAUUUGGUGCCAUCAACUACUUUGGCGGUGUCAUUAACAUCCCGAAACUCCUGGUCGAUGAAGGAUAUACCGUUAUCGUUGCUCCAGUGGCUCCAAUCUCUACCAACUGGGAACGUGCAUGUGAGCUAUACAGACAGCUCACUGUCGGCAGAUUUAGCACGGUUAACCCAGCGACAAGUUUAGUUGACGAGGUCUAUGACAUCGAAGUCGAUUACGGCUCUUAUUUUGCUGCAGAUCCUGCUCACGCCCCAGAAGACAAUCCUAGCACUGGCAGGAGACGAGCGAUCCUAUUUCCAAACUCACAGUUUCCUAACGACUGGACGUGGGACCGGAGUAACAAAGUUCAUUUUAUUUGCCAUUCACAAGGUGGCAACACAGUACGCUACCUCAUCAGUCUGAUGGCCAAUGGCUCAGCAACUUGGCAUCCCGAAUACUUUGGCGAUGGCGAAGACGAGAGAGAUGACUGGAUCGUAUCUGUCACAACCCUUGGGACCCCUCACAGAGGAACGACUAUUAUAAAUGCCCUCGACAGAUUUAUUUCCAGAUCAAGGCAACAGGCAGUCAGUCUAGUCGCAAGACUCUUCGCUGCAGCAUCCUUCUAUCCUGCAGAGAAAAGGGCUUACGACCUCCAGCUUGACCACUGGGGAAUAUGUAGAAAGAAGGGAGAAACAUUCCAGGACAUGCUUCUGCGUCUGGAAUCAGUGGACGGCCCUGUGUGGAAAUGGCUGACUUCUAACCACAACGCCUUUUACGACAACAGCAUUGAAGGCGUUCAUGACCUUUCCCAUAAGGCAAUCAAUACUUCCGGGAAGGUCUACUACUUCAGCCUAUCCUUCCAUGCAACAGUUCCAUUCCCCGAAGAUUGGCCUGCAUGGGGACUGGAUGCAAUCAACUCCUUUCCUACAAGGCUUGAGGAUUUUGUCCGGGGAGCAACGAGAAAUAUUCCGAUCGUUCCGUGGGUGGUGGACGGACUGAUCGGCAUAAUCACUAGUGCUGGAUGGAGCUUUCUCACUACCGUAACCAGUUUUCGCUCCUUCGUGGAGUGGAUUACUGAUGCAGUGAUAGCUAGGAUUUCCCGAGAACUGGGUUACGAUCUGGUGUUUCCCAAGCCCGGAAGGUACAUCCCACGAAAGGACGUCAUACCAAUAAUGCUGCUAAGCGUCUACGCAAUGGGAGGCCAGGAUCUUACACAGGUGCAAAAGAACAUUCUGGGAGUCAACCAGGAAGACUGGUACCAGAGUGACGGGAUCGUUAACACCGAGUCCAUGCGCGGUCCACUCAACUCCGCCAGGGGUAUCAGUUCUCUACCAGAUUUCGAUUUUAGCAUCCCCGGAAAGAAAGGGAUCUACUGGCACUUAGGCCACAACGAUCAAAUGGACCAUGCCGACGAGAUUGGGGUUUUCAUUGAGCAAAACACAGUGAGGCUUCAAAUCCCAUGCCGCUGGUCCUCCUUACUAACUUUGGAGUAG